Messenger RNA from Vitis vinifera (wine grape), 699 nucleotides. RefSeq names its product protein FAR-RED IMPAIRED RESPONSE 1-like. The transcript has a single exon. The coding region runs from base 1 to 699 and encodes 232 amino acids. Lineage: Eukaryota; Viridiplantae; Streptophyta; Magnoliopsida; Vitales; Vitaceae. The record is from RefSeq and is a predicted model, not a curated record.
AUGGACUAUAUGGUCAAACAAUCAGGGGGACAUGAGCACGUCGGUUUCACACAAAAAGAUAUAUACAAUCAAGUUGAUGCAAUGCGUAGAAGUGAAAUUAAAGACGGUGAUGCAGAAGCAGCAUUGGCUUAUUUGUGUGGAAAGGUAGAAAUGGAUUCUUCAUUUUUUUAUAAAUUCAACAUUGAUGAAGAAAGUCGACUAGCAAAUUUGUUUUGGGCUGAUUCAACUGCUCGAAUGGAUUAUGCAUGUUUUGGAGAUGUCCUAGCAUUUGACACAACCUAUAGGACAAAUGCCUAUAAAAAGCCUCUAGUAGUGUUGGUCGGUGUUAAUCAUCACCACCAAACUGUUGUAUUUGGUUGUGCGUUAUUGAUAGAUGAAAGUGUUGGGACAUAUGAAUGGGUGUUGGAGACAUUUCUUGAUGCAAUGAUGAAUAAGAAACCCAUAUCUGUUGUAACCGAUGGGGAUAAAGCUAUGCGUAAGGCAAUUAAAAAAGUAUUACCCGAUACGUGUCAUCGAUUGUGUUCAUGGCAUUUGCAACGAAAUGCAUUCACGAAUGUGCAUAUUAAGGACUUCUCAAGCAUAUUUGCAAGGUGCAUGUUCAUGCGUGGGAAUGAAGAAGAAUUUGAAAAGGUUUGGCAUGAAAUGGUUGCAAAUUUGGGACUUAAUGAGAAUCGUUGGGUGACCGAGAUAUAUGGGUAA